AUGGAUCAUAAGAAGCUGCGUGAAAUACAGAGAGUGGUCAGUGAAGCAUUGGCCAGCAUUCGACGUGAUUACCGCCAAAAAUUUGACAUCUUUGCCGAAUAUUCUGUAAAAUCAGCAGCCGAGGCUAAAAACCAGGUGGAUAUUAAGCGCAAACUGGAAGCGAAGGCCUGUGCUUGUUAUGUUACUUAUCGUCAGAGCGAGAGAGAUCAACACCGUCAGCAAGACGUAAUGAAAGCAAUAAUUCAAGAAUAG
Molecule: messenger RNA, 252 nt
Organism: Paraglomus brasilianum
Lineage: Eukaryota; Fungi; Glomeromycota; Glomeromycetes; Paraglomerales; Paraglomeraceae
Source: the annotation of a GenBank genome assembly